Molecule: messenger RNA, 2302 nt
Organism: Python bivittatus (Burmese python)
Lineage: Eukaryota; Metazoa; Chordata; Lepidosauria; Squamata; Pythonidae
Source: RefSeq, a predicted model, not a curated record
AUGUAUUAAUAUUGUUAUAGAGGAGUGAAUGUAAUAAUAUUAUGUGUAUAUUAUUCUAUCAUUUUGUUUUACUCUGUCAUUGUUCUCUUAAAUUUGCUGGUCAUUGAGCAAGUAAAGACGUGUUCUGUUCUUCUGGUUCUGUUCUUUUCCUGUUGUUAAUUUCAUCCAGCAGAAGGAUUUCUACGUAGCUUCCAAGGAUGGAAAUUCACCCUGACCCUGGAUGACCAGACCUGGCCAAAAGUCUUCUAGAUAGAUGGUGGAAAAGAAGGAAGGAAAACUAUCCUUAUUUGAGCUUAUUUUCAGAUGGGAACUGUCAGUUGCUAAGACUAAUUCUAGACAAUUUAGGAUUCCACAAUAAUUUAUUCAAACACUAGGAUUUGUAUUUGAAUGGCUUAUGGUGAAAUUCAGAAAAAGAAGUUUUCAGCAACUGAGAAUACAAAGAAAGGAUUGUGCUUGUGCCUAAACUGGAUACAAGUGUCUGAGCCCCAUCUUCUCCAUUCAGGAACAGUUUCAGAGGUCAGAUGGAAGAAUGGGCAUAUCUUUAGUAAGACAUCUUCUCACAUACACACUUACUCGGGGUGGCAAAAUGGCUGCUUGCCAAUCUUCCCUUCCUCCAACUGCUUAGUGCAGCAUUGGUGAAAAGAAUGGGACAGAGGGAGUGGAGAGAGCAAUUUUGAAAAAAAGAUCCAGUUUCUUCCGGCCUAUGCAACUUCUCUGGUUAUUCCCAAUAAACUUUUGCCUCUCAUCUGUUUUCACAAUUUCCUCCCUACUAUCUAGAAUCCUUUUUGUCCAGAGACCACAGGAUUGUGAUCUGACAUUUAAAUUGUGUUUAGAAUUGUGCAUAAAGGCUCAGACAACUUUUGUGUGGGUAAGGUGUGACUGGAAAGCUAUCAUAAUAGAACUUUGAUAGUUUCAGUUCCUGACAUCUCCAGUUCCGGUUUAGUGAUGGAGAGGAAGGAUUAUAUUUUCAGGAAAGACUGAAGUUUUUGUAUCCCCUGGACAUUUUUAUAAUUAUGGUCUCUCGAGAUAGAUCUAUAAAUUGAUUCUGUGCUUGCAUUCUAUCCAAUGUAUAGGUUCCAUAAUGUAAUAAUAGUUUAUAUAAAAUAAAUGGGGGGUGCUAAAACUUUACUUGAAUUUGGAGGGGUCCCAGGCCCUCUGCCCAUUGUGCCCAGUGGAUUACCUAGCCCUGACUUCUUACAAGAAUGGUAAGAAAGGGUCAGAGAUGAGGCUACUGUGAUUUUUCCAUCUAUAUCUGACAGCAAUGUGACUUGUUUUUAUUGUACAUCCCCUCCUUUCCUGCAGAUUCUGCGAUUCAUCCAUGACAGGGAUUUGCAGGGAUUCCAUGAACAGCUUCUAGGAAACUACAUAGCAAGCCGGGGGCUAGCCAGCCACCCCCUGCGCGAUGAGCUUCUGAGCCAGGUGGCCACCCAGCUGUGGAAGAACUCAGAUCUGGAACAAUGCCAACAAGGCUGGGUAUUGAUGGCUACUCUCCUGAGUGCCUUCAUGCCUUCACCUGCUCUGGAGAAGCCUCUGCUGAAGUUUGUGUCAGAUCAUGGUCUGGAGGGCUACAAUGGAAUGUGCCAGCGCAAACUCUUGACAUCCAUGAAGCAGACAGAGAGCUACUCAGAGUUGUCCCGCAGUUUCCCCCCCACCCGCCUGGAGUGGACUGCAAACCAGAGGAAAGGCAAGAUGGUGCUGGAGGUCUGCACUUAUAAAGAGGAGAGAAUUUCAGCAGAGGUAGAGUCUUGGACCACAGGAGAGCAAUAUGCAGGCUGGAUCUUGAGCUCAAGGGGUCUCGAUACAGUCCCUCGUGGUUGGUCCAUAUCAAUGCUCACAGGCAACCAAUGGCAGGACUUGGCAGGCUGUGACUUUGUCUUGGAUCUCAUUGGUGAAAUGGAGGAAGUAAAUUGUCCUUCUCAGUCCUCCUCUGAUUAUCCUAUUAUCCCUGAGAGGGAUAUGAGCUAUUCUCAAGAGAACUCUCCAGAAGGGGUGUCCUUGGAUAUCCCUCCUGCGCCAACCAUUAAGGCACCUUCCUUCCCCCCACCUUCCCUGCCUCCCAUGUUUGACAAGGCUGUUCAUCCAGGUGAGUCUCAAUCUCAGGUCAGACGUUCAAAGGCAUCUGAGAAUGCUGGGCAAAUUGGGGUCUUGGUUUCUGCAUCCUGAAGCCAUGAAAGCUACUAUUUGUGUCAGCCAUAUUUGGAUCUGUGGGCGGGGGGGGGGAUUGACUCAACGAAUGCAUUGAGGAUGGGUGAAGAAAGUGAGCAAGGGGUGGUAAUGAAGAGUGACAGGUCUUUUGUUUCUU